AGAUCUCUCCCGUCAGCUCCUGCACACUGCUUUGUAUGCCUCUGCAUAGCAGAUACAAAGCAGUGUGUGCUUACAGUGAGACAGCACACAGUCCCCAUAGUAAAACAGCACACAGUUAACCCUUUGAUCACCCCACAUUAAUCCCUUCCUGCCCAGUGCCAUUAGUACAGUGUCAGUGAUUUUCAUUAGCACUGAUCACUGUAUUGGUGUCACUGAGGAUGUCAGUGACACCAAAUCAGUUUCCCUCCCCAGUAUCAGAAUGCCCGCCGCAGUCCCGCUAUAAGUCGCUAAUUGCUGCUAUUACUAGUAUAAAAACAAAAUUCCAGUAUAUAUAUACCGCCAUUUGUAAACACUAUAACUUUCAUGUAAACCAAUUAAUUUACACGUAUUGGGAUUUU
Molecule: messenger RNA, 398 nt
Organism: Staurois parvus
Lineage: Eukaryota; Metazoa; Chordata; Amphibia; Anura; Ranidae
Source: the annotation of a GenBank genome assembly